Molecule: messenger RNA, 606 nt
Organism: Meloidogyne enterolobii
Lineage: Eukaryota; Metazoa; Nematoda; Chromadorea; Rhabditida; Meloidogynidae
Source: the annotation of a GenBank genome assembly
UGGAGAGAAAUGCCUUUUCAACUGCGCAUAGUUUUUGGAUCUGUAAUUUUCUGUAUUUUUGCUGUUUUAUUUCUUCUUUUACUUGUUUGGCUUAUUUGGAGAGGUUGUUGUUGUUGUGAUAGACGAAUUGGGCAUUCAAAAAUGUCAAAUAAUAGCAGCUAUCCUAAUGGAGGUUCUAUUUCUGGUACGAAAUUGGAAAAAUUUAAAAAGUUUGGCAAAAUUUUUUCAGUUAAAUGCGAGCCUGUUGAUGGAAUGACAGCAAGUGAGAGUUGCGGAACCCCUCCCUAUCCCCUUCCUCAACAAUAUUUUUACAAUAACGAAGCUGGUGGAUUAACAGCAGAACAAUAUCCCCCUCCAAAUGGAAAUAUUCAUUUUCCCCCAGAAAUGUUAGAUCAACAACAAAUGUUAUUUGAAUAUGAACAACAACAACAACAAAUUUAUGGAAAUGGGAAUAAUGGAUAUUUUUGUGAAGAUAAUAAUUCUACAAUAUUUGAUCAACAACAAAUAAAUAAUAAUGGUAGAAGAAGUAGUGCUUCUACAUUUAAUAAUAAUAACAAUAUUGGUGGUGGUGGUAGUGGUGUUUAUUGCCCUUCUAUGCAAUGUUAG